AUGAGACUAUCAAAGAAACUUUUGAGCGUAGCAAGAAUGCACGCCCAAGCUACAUUACCAAUCAACAGAUGUUUCAAUUCUUCUCGAUACUAUCAAAUUGCUAACAUUCCGAAAGAUAUUGGAAAAGUAUCUUCAACUUUCCAAAUUCCUUCACUUUCUGCUCUUCAAAGUAAAACAUUGGAGGUUGUAUCAAAGGAUAAUAGUAAGGAUGUCUUCAUUGAAGCACCAAUUUUUUCUGGUAAGACUUUGGCCUAUCUUGUUCCAACCUUUGAAUUAGUUUCUCAAGCAAUCAAAUCAGAGAGAUGGGCAGAAAGACCAGGCUUCCGUGCCCUCAUUGUUGUUCCAACUCGUGAAGCAGCUAUUGCUGUUGGUUUCCAAAUUGACAAAUAUAUUUCAUCACUCCCUGUUGAAGAACGUCCUUUGGCUCCUGUAACUAAAGGAAAUACAGACACUUACACAUUCAAGUCAACAAAGAAGGAAGGACACGAAAUUAUUGAAGACCACCAAGGAUAUUCCGCUUAUGAAAAGUCUAUUACUCGUAGAGAAAAUGUUUAUGGACUUUCAUAUGCUGUUAUUUGCGGAGGAAAGAGUAUGGAACAAGAAAUUACUAUGCUUGAUGCAAGCGAGCCAGAAAUUAUUGUUGCAACACCAGGCAGACUUUUGGACCACAUGAAGAAUUCUGAUUACUUCCGUAAUUGUAAGAUUGUUGUUGUUGAUGAUUGUCAACUCUUCAAGGGUGAUGUCGAAGGAGUUAUGGAUAAGGUUUUUGAAAAUAUUCCACAAACAACCCAAAGAGUUUUUGUUGGAACCGCCGAACCUUUCAAGAAAUAUUUGAGAAAUAGUGAUAAUGUAGAACUCAUCUCAUCUACUGAAUCAGUUUCAAAGAGUGACGUUAAACAAUCAAUCAUCAAGACACAAAAUACUGCUGAAUCUUUGAAAGUUUUACACCAAAUUUUGUCUCAAAACAAGCACAAGAAGGUUGCUGUUUUUGGUGAAAACUCUCAAAUUAUUCACACACAUUACUUGAUGGCUGAAAAUGGAAUCUUUUCUCUCCUAAUUGCUAGUAAGAUUGCUCCUUCCAGAUCAUUGACAAGUUUUAGUAAUUUUAAUCAACAACAAAAUGGUAUUGCAUUCUGUUCAAAUAUUGCCUGCCAAAUGACUCCUGAUGUGGAUUUGGUCAUUCAUUUAGGAGCUCCAGAAACUCAAGAAAAGUACGAAAGUAGACUUUCUCGAACCUAUUCUAAGAAUCAAUCUCAAUCUAUUGUCUUGGCCUCCCAAAUUCCAGACUUUUUGAGCAAUGUACAAAUUGUUCAAACACCAUCUGCAUCUUCUGAUUUUAUUGCUAAACAACUCAGAGUUCCUUCAAUCCAAAAAGUUAACGGUGAGAAUUUGUUGAUCUCUUUAAUUUUGAGAAGACAAACUACUACACCAGAAGAAAAGAAACAAGCUGUAGAGCAAGCUAUUAAGGAUUUGAAAGAUUUUGGUUUUGUGGAAUUACCUAAAUUGCCAAAACAACAAGCUAUCAAACUUGGUUUUGAAAAAGAAUUGCUUGACGCAGGAUUGCUGGAAUAA
Naegleria gruberi is the source of this 1572-nucleotide messenger RNA. RefSeq lists its product as uncharacterized. Bases 1 to 1572 code for a protein of 523 amino acids. NCBI's taxonomy places the organism in Eukaryota, Heterolobosea, Eutetramitea, Acrasida, Naegleriidae. The record is from RefSeq and is a predicted model, not a curated record. The transcript is spliced from 2 exons. Gene Ontology annotation, molecular function: nucleic acid binding; ATP binding. Gene Ontology annotation, cellular component: mitochondrion.